Messenger RNA from Protomyces lactucae-debilis, 16233 nucleotides. RefSeq lists its product as uncharacterized. Gene Ontology annotation, biological process: secondary metabolite biosynthetic process; amino acid activation for nonribosomal peptide biosynthetic process. Gene Ontology annotation, molecular function: phosphopantetheine binding; catalytic activity. Gene Ontology annotation, cellular component: cytoplasm. Lineage: Eukaryota; Fungi; Ascomycota; Taphrinomycetes; Taphrinales; Protomycetaceae. The record is from RefSeq and is a predicted model, not a curated record. The coding region runs from base 112 to 16170 and encodes 5352 amino acids. The transcript is spliced from 5 exons.
GACGUCACUCACCGACGCGCCUUGUACAAGCGCGCAGCUCAACAACCAGCACUGGCCGAGCUCUUCAGCUGAUGCAGAAAGGCAACUGUUGAAUGCUGAACGCAUAAACUCAUGGACGACAAGUCACACGAAGUACCUGCACCAGAACGAAUGAAAACGACAAAGCUGCCAGUCCUGCGCGGCAAUAUCGGAAAUGAUGAUAUACAGCGACACAGUACGUCUAUUGAUGCGAGCCUUGAAGAUGUUGCUCAUGCGACAUUAUUGUUGGUAUGUGGCCUAGCUGGUAAGCAAGAGGGCGACAGAUUUAAUGCCAUCAUCGGCAGGGGUCAUGCCUUUAUUGGCUUGACACCGUCAGGAGAGCAGGAGAUAAUCGGAGCGGAGACUCAAGCAGGAGACGUUCUGUUACAUACAGCCUCAGCAGAGGUGGAUCUCGACAACCAUGCUGCGGUGCUUUACCUUGCUGAUAGCGAACUGAAUCUGGCUUGCAGCUCGCUUUACUUCACCGAGACUUCUGCUGCAACCUGGCUGAAACAACUCGUCGAUUUGAUCAGUGGAACCUCGCUCGUCAACAAUGAGAAAGCAAUUCUGAAUUCAAAAGGCUUCUCGAGCGACUUACUUCUGCAUGAGCUUUUCACAAGGCACAGAGACAGCUCUACUACUGCCGUGUCAUUCACCAGAGACAUCGAGGCAAAGCCAGUCGAAUUGAGCUAUGCUCAGCUGCAUCGUCUCUCCAACCAAGUUGCAAGCUCGCUUUCUGCUCAAGGCCUGUACGGCAGCGUUAUUCCAGUACUUCUUCCACAGUCGUUAGAGCUUUACGUUGCUCUGCUUGGCAUUCUCAAGUCGGGCAACAUUUACUGUUCGAUGCUCCCGGACACCCCAGCAGACCGCAUUGCUUUCGUUUGUCAGGAUGUCAAGGCCACCUGUGCUUUCGCCUCUGCUGACAGUCUUCCUAGCGAUGUUAAACACAUGUCAGUCUCCCUCGACAGACAGGCAGACUAUGAUGCGCCUAAAAUUGUUCCGGAAGCAAUCGCCUAUGUCAUGUACACGUCUGGCUCAACUGGUCAACCCAAAGCAGUUCAAAUCACCCAUCGCAAUGCAAGCACCUCUAUUCUGGCUCAUGACUUCAUCUUUGAGGACACUCAGUUCGCCAAGGGCGAUCACUUCUUGCAAUUCGCCAAUACGACAUUCGACAUCUCCAUAUUCGAAAUAUUCUCAUGUUGGGCCCGCGAUAUGACGCUUAUAGCUGCCCAUCGACCACUCUUGCUCUCAGACUUGCCAAGAUUAUUGGACAAGCGUCAAAUCAACUAUCUCGAAUUGACGCCAUCCGUUGCCGGGCUCUUGCCACGGCAGGAUGAUCCUCGUUUUAGCACAGUCAAGGCGUUUCUGUCUAUCGGCGAAAUGCUGACGGCACAAGUGCUUGACAACUGGGCAGGCAAGCUCUACAAUGCAUAUGGACCAACUGAAGCGACAUUGCAUGCGACUGUGAAGCAAAUGAACACGACCGCUACACUGCCAUCAAACAUUGGUGUUCCCCUCAGAUCCUGCUCUAUUGCAAUUUUGGACCCACAGUCUAAGGACGUCUUGCCCUUCGGCUGGCUGGGCGAGCUCUGUAUCGGAGGCCCACAAGUCGCACGCGGCUAUCUCAACCGGCCAGAUUUGACCUCAGCAGCCUUCAUUGCUCAUGAUUUAUGUGAUGGGAUGUUGUAUCGUACAGGUGACUUGGCACGAAUCGUCGAUGGCGAAUGUUUCUUUGUCGGUCGCAAACAAGGAGAUGACCAGGUCAAAAUCAACGGUCAACGAAUUGAAUUAGGCGAAAUUGCUUGUGCGAUUGAGCGAAUGGAUGGUGCUCGUCGGUGUGCUGUCAUCAAGCAUGAAAACCAGCUUUUUGCGUUUGUUGUUGGUCAAGCCGGCUUCCAACUUGCCGGUCGACUACCUCGGGAUCUCAAGCCAAUUUUAAUGAUGAUUGAGGAUUUGCCCACUUCCUCUUCAGGUAAAUUGGACAAUAAGAAGCUGAAAGCAAUGGCAGAAGACUACAAGAAGAACAAUCGACAAUCAGAUGAAGGCGACAUGAGCGAAGCAGAAACGCUUGUUUCUCAAGCUGUUCUCGAUGUUGUGGGCACUACUGUAGCAAGUGAUCGCAGCUUGGCUCAAUAUGGUGUCGACUCUCUUGGAGCCAUCAAAAUUGUCAUGGCUUUGCAGCGAAAUGGACAAUCUUGCUCAGUCUUUGAUGUGCUCGAUGCCGAUACAAUUUCUGGCAUUGCGCAACGAUUGAGCCUAACUGAAGGACAAGCUCAAGGCCAAGACCAUAACAAGCGGGAGCUCGGAACUGAUGUGCUUGUUGCACUGCAAAAACGAUUUGUUGGCUGCACCUUUGCACCCUGCUCUCCGAUUCAGGAGGCGAUGCUCGCCGGAAAUUUGUCAGACCCAGCAGGGCAGCUCUAUUACAAUCCCAUCUUGCUCCAGCUACCCAUUGAUGACUUUGAAGCCUUUAGCAAAGCAUGGACGGCAUUGGUCGCACGGCACUCUAUUUUGAGAACAGGAUUCACUCCUUCAGAUGAUCCGGCUUUUGAAUUUGUGCAAGUUAUCCAUCCAGCUUCCUAUGAGCCUCUGGUCGACAAAUCAGACGAGUCAAUUGAAGUGGCUGUUGGCACACACAAGGCUCGGAAGCUGCCCGCAGAUAUGGCGCAGCCGCCGCUUCAUGCGCUUGUGCUUCACGAUCAUGUGAGCAUCAUGCUACAUCACGCGCUCUACGACGCAUGGUCUCUGGAAUUGCUAUUGCAUGAUUUGCAGCGUCUUUUAGCAAACAAGUCUCUCGAGGACGCGCCGCAGUACGCUGAUGUCCAACGGCAAGUAUCCUCAAAGCCUUUGUCAGCAGCCACGGCCUACUGGGCGCAAGAACUGCAAGCAUACAAUUGCCCUCCCCUGCCAAUUCUUGCGCAAUGCGAGCCAGAGGAAAAUGAGACUUUGACGACAUCCAGUCUCUCGCAAAUGUCACUGUUGAGCCUGGAUGAGAAGUGUGCAAUCGCUGGCAUCAGUCCUCAAGCUAUCGGGCAGCUUGCUUGGUCUCUGCUAUUAGAAUGGUACACUGGUGAAUCUUCCUGCUUUGCAAUCACGACAUCAGGUAGAACACUGCCUGUUGAAGGCAUCGAGAGAACGGUUGGCCCUUUCAUCAACACGUACCCUUGUAUGCUCCAGGUUGGCUCAGACGAAACCAUUGGAGCUGCAUUGUCAUCUAUUAGCAGGGGCAACAAGCUGCUCAGUCAACACAGCCUGCCGUAUCGUGACAUACUCAAGCUAUCCAAGACGCGAAAGCAUCCAGAGUCCCUCUUUAUCUACCAAAAGACGGGCGCCGAUAUCGACAAACUUGAUAUCAAAGUGUUGGAGCAAGGGGACAGACUGGAAUUCAAGAUUCUUCUGACGAUGGAUCGAUCACCAGACGGAUUGCAUUUGCGAAUUUCUGCACGUCCAGGUCUCGUAGCCCCGAAAGCUGCAAAGCAACUGUUGCAACAAUUUGAUCAUCUCCUUGGUGUCAUUUUGAAUGACACGUUGGCGAAAGUGUCAAUUUUGAAGAAUAUGCCUGGCGAUCUCAGCUCCAUCACCAACAUUUGUCCCGUUUCUGCAGUCACUGGCCGCUUGGAUGCGUCUUUCGCCGACAUAGCAGAUCGCCAGCCCGACAAGAUUGCUCUAGAGUUCUACGAUGCCCUGGAUCACUCGACCAAGUUGACUUACAGACAACUUGAUCAAGCUGCCUGCAAGCUUGCCAAUGUUUUACAAAGGCAAGUCUUGUGUGAAGAAGCGAUUGCUAUAUGCCUGGACAAAUCGAUUGAAAUGUACGCAGCCAUGAUUGCUAUUCACAAACUUGGCUGUCCUUAUCUGGCUCUAGACCCAGCACUUCCAGACGAAAGGCUCAAAAUUGUUUUGGAAGUGACGUGUACUAAACAUGUUAUGACCUCGUCCUCUUAUGCAACUCGCUUCUCAGAUGUGCAUGCGGUUGAUGUCAACCAAGUCCUACAGUCUGGAGGCAAAGAUGAAUUUGAGCCUGUUCGCGAGGGUCAAUUGGCGUAUGUCCUCAUGACAAGUGGUACAACGGGCGUACCAAAGGGUUGCGCCGUCACCCACAGCAACGUCCUCAGUAACAUCAGUGUCCUCUCAAACAUUUAUCCUCACGCAGUCGCUGAUCGCAUCAUGCAAUUCACAUCAUAUUCGUUCGAUGUCUCUGUCUUUGAGAUCUGGUUUGCAUGGCUGAACGGUCUAUGCCUCGUAUCUGCCAAUAGAGAUCUCAUGCUGACUGACCUCACUGCUGCUCUCAACGCAUUCAAGGUCACUCAUGUUGAUAUGACACCGAUGGCGGCCACGCUCGUAAAGGCAGCAGAAUUGCCACUGGUCAAGUGCUUCAUUCUGACAGGUGAGGCGAUUUCACGCUCAAUCAUUCAUGAUUGGGGUGCUUCAAAACGCUGCUACAACGCCUAUGGACCGACCGAGGCGACCAAUGUUUGUACCGUGAAGCAGCUCACUACUUCAAAAGAUUACACUUCAAGUAUCGGUCCAGUUCUGCCCAACACCUCAGGCUUUGUGCUGGACGAACAACUGAGACCUGUUCCUCGCUUUGCCCAAGGAGAGCUUUGGGUCGGUGGUGCUCAGAUCAUUCGUGGAUAUGUCAACAAUUUUGAACGCACAUCCCAGAGCUUCGUCCAACAUCCACAGUUUGGCAGAAUUUACAAAACAGGCGAUGUUGUCCGCAUGCUUGAUGAUAAUUCUAUCUCGUUCUUGGGUCGAAAAGACUCACAGGUCAAGGUCAGAGGCUUUCGUAUUGAACUGGAUGAGGUAACUCAUGCAUUGAGAAGACACUGCAAGGUCAAAGAUGCCGCUACUAUUGUUCAUGACGCAGCCCUCGUCUCAUUUGUCAAACUUGGGGCGACUGACAGUCAUGAUACAGUCGUCGCCGAGAUCUUUGAUCGGGUAAAGCAGAUUUUGCCGGCAUAUAUGGUUCCAGCCAUGAUUCUACCUUUGGACAAGAUUCCUCAUACAUCUUCCUACAAGCUCGAUACUCGAAGCCUGCAGCAGCGAUUGGCAGAUAUUCCGGAUCGCCAACGCUUUGCAGAUUCGAAGACUUCGGAUGCGCACGCUUCUUGGACAGAAUCAGCACGGAGCAUUGCUCAAGUGUUCUCGCGUGUGUCAGGCGUGCCAAUUGCAGACAUCUCGCCAGAUACAUCACUUCACAAACUUGGUAUGGACAGUAUUUCGGCCAUCAAAGUUGCCACCAUCAUCAAGCGAGAGGGUCACGGCGAAAUAACCGUUUCCGAUAUUAUGAUUCACCAGUCUCCAUGGCAAAUUGGCAGCAUCCUCAGCCAUGCAUCCGAGGCAGAGUCACAUGAAUCGUCGGAGAUCCCUGAAGCAAUGACGGACCGGGUUUUGGAAGACCUAUCCCUCAGUUCAGCGCAGGUAUCGCACAUAUUGCCCUGUACGCCAUUGCAAGAAGGACUUCUCUUGGAGACACUGAAGUCAGAUUCGGUACAUUACGUCAAUCAUCAGAUUCUGGUAUUGCAAGAUGGUAUCGACUCUCAUCGGUUAAAGCAGGCUUGUCAAGAUCUCGUCCAACACACGCCAAUAUUGCGAACUUGUUUCGGCUUCACAGCCUCGUCGGCAUUCCCGUGCGUACAAGUAUGCCUUCAAAAGACCGACAUAGAUUGGACUAGCUCUUCCGCCGAGGAUGCAUUCGAACAGCACAUCCGGAGGACGCAAUCCAUCCUUGACCUGUCCCGUCCGCCCCUAGCUUUCCUCGAGCAACAAGGACAAGUUCACCGUCUUGUCAUAUCACUGCAUCAUGCUUUAUUUGACGGCUGGUCGAUGUCACUGAUGCUCGAGGACCUGUCGCGAUGGUAUGCCGGGCAUGCGAUACCCAAUCGGCCCAGGCUCGCUGACGCGAUGAGACGAAUCAAAAGAGCAGCCGAGCCUGCAACUGAGCGCUAUUGGGAGAUGGAACUUGCCCAAUAUGAAUUGACGCCAUUUCCUUGCCUUUCGGAUACGAACGAAAACAUCCAGUCAAUCACCGAACACCAAUUUUCACUUUCUUUGUCAGUUCUUGAUCAGAGAUCAAGGGCAACCUCGACGCCAAUCUUGGCCAUGCUACAGGCCGCCUGGGCCAUUCUUCUGAAGAAUUUGAGCGGCAGCGACGACAUUUGCUUUGCCAAUGUAGUCUCUGGCAGGACCAUGGCAGUCGAUAAUCUCGAGGAAUUGGUCGCUCCUCUCUUUAACGUGCUUCCCCUCAGGACUCGCUUCAGUUCCCAAGAAUCAAUCGCAUCUCUUCUUGGACAACUGCAAAAAGCAAAUCUUGAACAUCUCAAGGCUCCUCAUUAUUCUUUGCGUCGUAUCGCAAGAUCCGCUGGCACGGUCGGCUCAAAGAUGUUUGACACAAUUCUUAUCCUUCAAAAGCCUGUCCACUUCGAGGAGACUCAGCUCUACAAAGCCCUUGAUGACAAAGGAGACAGCAAUUAUGCUCUCAUGAUGGAAAUUGUUCCACACACAAAAUUAGACACAAUCAACCUCAGAUUGACUGCUUGCAACAACAUUGUCUCUCCAAGCGUGGCACAAGAACUUGCGGUUCACUUUGAACGAUUGGUUGACGUAAUCUCCGAGGGAAACGCUAGCUCACCUGUCACUGGACUUUUCCAGGGCCCGCUAGCGCUGACUGUUCGUGUGCCUACUGGAAAACCAACGGAAGAAUUGCUCUAUCAUGCGUUCCUGGCCAAUUGCCAUGGGCAACCGUCUUCAAUUGCACUCGAAUUCUUGCACGAUUCUGGGAGAAUCGAGUCACUUACCUACGGCACGCUUCGUGAUCGCGUGUUCGCUAUCUCAUGGCAUUUGCAGCGUCUGAAGCUCGGGAGGUCUGCUCCAGUUGUCGUCAUGAUGGACAAAUCUCCGGAAAUGUACAUUGCAUUCUUGGCGAUCUUGCAUGCAGGUCUUGUGUAUGUCCCACUAGAUGUACAGACACCCUCUGAGAGGCUUGAAUAUAUUCUCGCCGAACUUUGUCCUGCUCUUAUUCUGACAAAUGGCGACCAAGCCGCUGACAGCGCUGAUAAGGUGGGUGGGUGUCCAAAGCGCACAUUGAAUGACUGGCACCGCGAGGUUCAACACCAGGUACAUCCAGCUCGAUUGAGCUCGAGCGACCUUGCAUAUAUUAUCUACACCUCUGGCUCGACUGGACGACCUAAAGCGGUCAUGGUAGAACACAAGGCAGCCGUGGCGACAAUCAAGUCUUCAAAGCCUAUUCUAUGGGCAACAUCUCAAGCUCGCUGGCUACAAUUCGCCGCUAGCACUUUCGACAUGUCCAUCUAUGACAUGUCUGUUGCAUUCUCGCUCGGCUUGACGUUGUGCGCAGCCUCUAAAAGUCUGCUGUUAGAAGACUUGACCAGCGUCAUCAACAAACUUGAAGCAACUCAUGUGGAUCUCACACCAUCCGUGGCCAAAACAAUUCGGCGUGCUGAUGUUCCUUGUGUCAAAAUGCUCUUCUGUAUCGGAGAGAGUUUGGCACAAAGCAUUAUAGCAGAGUGGCAAGAUUUGUGUCUCAAUACAUAUGGGCCAACUGAAGCUGCGAUGGUUUGUUCUUCGCAUCAUGUCUGCAGUACGAGCUUGGCUCACAACAUUGGCCACACCUUUGCUCAUGCUCGAUUAGGAAUCUUCGCCGUCGAUGCUGUCGGACCGAUGACAACGUUGAACCUUGGCGAGCUUUGUAUCGCCGGGCCGCAGCUCAGUCGUGGUUACUUGAAAGACGCAGACAAAACGUCGCAAGCCUUUUUCACUUACGAAGGGGAGCGCUUCUAUCGGACUGGUGAUCUGUGCCGCAUGCUUCCAGAUAAACAAAUCCUCUUCAGUGGUCGCAAAGACAACCAGACAAAGCUCCGGGGUCAGCGUAUCGAGCUGGACGAAAUUUCGUCCGUGUUGCUGCAAAUUACGAAAGUCAAAGCUGCUGCAGCUAUUGUUGCGACCACAACCGAGGGGGUCGAACAACUAGUUGCCUUCAUCUCUGCAGUACCAAGUUCUUCGCAGGCAUCGUUGAACGCUGCUCUAUGCGACAGCAUUGCAGAUGUCGGAAGCAUUCUACAGGAUCUUGAAAAAAAGCUGCCGACAUACAUGAUUCCUACACGGAUUGAGUCACUUAAUUUUCUGCCCCUAGGCAAUGCUGGGAAACUCGACACGCGCAAGCUGCAGGCACUUUUUCUUGAAGCUUCGGCACGGGAUGUGCACGGAGUUCUAGACUCAAGAUCCUUUUCCGAGUCUGAACUUGUCAUUCGACAAGUCAUGGCACAGGUCAGCGGAGUUGAAGAGUCAAGGAUUGAAAGAUCUAGUUCCAUCUAUCAGCUCGGUCUAGACAGCCUCGCAGCUAUCCAGAUUGUAUCGGUCUUGAAGAAGAAGGGUAAACACAUCGAUGUCGUGGAUAUCCUUCAAAACCCCACUACAGAAAAAAUGGCAAAGAAACUGGACAUUGCAACGCGAUCAUCAGCCAAUUUGACGGUUGACGACAAGCCUUACAACCAGCUUUGUGACAUCAUCAUGCAAGAGCGCCCGGAUAGUGUUAUUGCAGUCCCUUGUACGCCAGUUCAAGAUAAUAUGAUCGCACAAUUUGUUCGCUCCGAUGGAUCUAGCUACUACAACCAUAUACUCUUUGGUCUGGAAAGUUCUCUUUCUGUAAAUGAUUUACUGAAAGCUUGGACUCAUGUUGCUAGCCACUAUGACAUUCUGAGGGCAUCGAUUGUCGCUGUCGGCAAGCGAGAUUGUCAGUAUGCACUGGUAGUCCCAGAGGAGAUGCACGAUUUUUGGACAGACACCGAAACGACUAAUGUUAAAGUAUCAGUAAAACAAGUCAUUGAUGAGCUACAGCAGGAGCUGUUGCACAAUCUGAGCACCCCAUCCUUUAGGCUUCACUUAUUCCGGAGUCAAUCGGAAGGUAAUUCACUUUUGUUCAGUGCGCACCAUGCAUUGUUCGAUGGCAACUCGCUCUCGAAGUUUCUCGUCGCGGUACAAAACGUGUUACGUGAUAAAUCAAUUCCAGAAGUUCCGCCCAUGAGCUCGUCUGCUAAAAGGCUUUGGCAGCUGUACCACGGAGAGUAUGCUGAGUCAAGCGCAACUUACUGGCAAGCUCAUUUGCAGGGCAAAUCGGCAAACCCCUUCCCAAAUUUAAGCAACUGCCAAGUCGAGCCGCAGUCACUCGUUACUAAGCGCAAGUUUAGUGUCCAAUCACUACAAAGCGAACGUCAAAGCCAGGGCAUCUCGCUCGCAAGCCUGUGUAUGGCAGCCUGGGCUAAGAUUCUUUCUGCAUAUACGGGCGAAUCUCAAGUCAGCUUUGGUGUGGUGCUGUCAGGCAGACUUGGGCUCGAUCUGGAGGAUGCGCUAUAUCCGUGCAUUUCAACCCUGCCAUUCUCAACCGUAAUCCAGGGGAGCGCGACUGACACCUUGAAAACGUUUGCUGAUUUAUAUUCAUCUGCCUUAGCGCGGCAACACCUUGCUCUGAGUAAGGUCUCAAAAGAGGGGGCUCAAUUAUUUGACACUAUUUUUGUCUACCAGCAAAACCCGGAUGAGAGUUGUUUAAGUUGCGACUUCUGGACACUCAAGCAAGACUUUGCCAAAGUCGAAGUGCCGAUCUCCCUGGAGGUGAUUCCAGACAGAACGGACGCGAAUCUUGAGCUCGUAUUAACCCAUUCCUCAAAAGUUCCUUCACAGCACGCAAAGAUUCUUCUGCGGCAGAUGGAAGCAAUUUUGGGGGCAAUACUUAAGCAUCCAGAGAGCAGAAUGCUUGAUCUUGAGUCACACGUGGAUCUUCAAUUACUGUCGGUAAUACCUCCUCAGAUUCCCGAAUUCCCUACGGAAGUAUCGUUCCUACAUGAGUACGUUGAAAAAUAUGCGCGAGAAACACCCGAGGCGUGUGCUUUGGAGUUUGUUUCUCAAUUGUCAGAGAAGAGCCAAAUCUGGUCAUACAAGGCACUGAAUGAGGAAGCCAAUCGUCUCGCUUGGCACUUAGUCGGUGGAAAGAUGCCUAAGAAGCCUAUCGCAGUAUGUUUCGACAAGACACCCGACGCAUUCAUUGCCAUUCUUGCAAUCCUCAAGACCGGAUCACCGUUUUGUUGUCUCGACCCUACUGCUCCAAUUGAACGUCGCAAGUUCAUUGUAGAGAAUUCGGAGAGCGUGUUUGUGCUUUGUGGUUCAUCCUAUCGAGAAGAAUUGAGUGCAGCAGUCUCGGUACAAGUUCUGACUCUGCCGAUCGACCUCCAGAAAUUUGCAACAGACAAUCUUGACUCGCAGCGGAUGAAUAUGUCCCAGAAUGACUUGUCCUAUGUGCUGUACACAAGCGGCUCUACAGGAACGCCAAAGGGUUGCUGUCUCAGCCACAAAAGCAUCGUCCAGGCUCUAUAUUCUUUCAGGUACGAGUUCUGCGGUCAGUUUGACACCAGCAGCCGCUUUUUGGCUUUUGCUGGCCUUCAUUUCGAUGUGUCCAUUCUCGAGCAGUACUUCAGCUGGUCUAUUGGAGCUAGAUUGUGUGCCGCUCCAAAAGAUGUCAUGCUUUCUGACAUACCCGGUACCAUUCAAAGAUUUGGUAUCACUCAUAUCGACUUGACGCCGCAGCUUGCGAUGACCUUGCUUCCAGAAGAAGCGCCGUCGCUCAGAGUGUUCAUUACUGGUGGAGAAAUGUUGAAGAGUGAAGUUGUCGAGAAUUGGGGCGACAAAGAUGUUCUUUUCAAUUUCUACGGACCAACGGAAGCGACAAUCGGCUGUACAGCUCUCAAACAAGUUCGUAAGGGCGCCAGACCAUCAAACAUUGGCCAGCAGUGGAAAAAUUGUGGUUCUAUCGUUCAAGCAGUGCUUGGCGAACCUAAACCAGCACUACGAGGUGGACUCGGAGAUCUCUUCAUCAGUGGUGUGCAAGUAGGAGAGGGCUACAUGAACUUACCCGAGGUAACAAGGAAGCGUUUUGUUUUCAACGAACUUCUCAAUGACAAAACAUACCAGACGGGAGAUCUCGUUCGCUUGCUCGAGAUUGACGCAUCCUUUGAUUUUGUCGGACGAGCCGAUCAGCAGGUCAAACUGCGUGGCCAACGCAUUGAGACGGGAGAAAUUGAUUCCGUGAUCAAGAAGGCGCAUACAAAUAUCAAAGCUGCUGUCACGGUCGUGCUGAAACAUCAGAGUCAGCCAAAAGAGCACCUAGUCACAUGGAUCGAGUAUGAGGGCUCUGAGAGCGCCUCAUCGAUUACCGUGAUUGAUGAACAGCUUGACCGUAACAUCCUUUUCGACGCUGCCCAGAGCCUCCUUCCUGUUUACAUGGUGCCUACCUACAUCAUUCCGGUCAACCGCAUCAAGUUGACAGCGACUAACAAAGUGGACCAGAAAGAACUUGUCAGGGUGUAUAAUGAAGUGCCUGGCAAGGCGCUCCCUACCUUUGCAAUGAGGCACAGGGCCGGCAAGAGCAAGGCUUCGGUAAAAGUGCUAAAUCAAGUCAGAGGUAUCCUCAAAGGAAUGACAGACCUGGAGGAAGCCCAAAUCACAGACAAUUCUUCCAUCUUCGAACUAGGUCUAGAUUCUGUAUCUGUCGUUGGGCUUGCUCGCAGUUUGAAACAAGCUGGACUUUUAGAGGCUUCGGUCGCUCUGGUCAUGAAAGCCAAGACGGUUCAGAAUAUAGCCAGUGCGUUGUCUGGUAGGUCUGAAUUCAAGACAACUGGAAGCGCUGUACAAUCGUUUGGCCACCGUCACACUCAGACUGCUGCGAAUCUUCUCAAUCUAGGCAUUUGCGAUAUCGAGAUGGUCGUCCCAUGCACCCCGUUGGUGGAAGGCCUCCUGGUCGAAAGCAUGAAUGCGGAAACGAAGCUGCACUUCAACAAGUUCGUGAUUGGUACUGAGCAUCCAUUAGACAUUCCACGCGCACAGAAAACGUUCGACUCUCUGGUUGCGCAGGUAUCUGUGCUUCGGACAAGAUUUUGUCUUGUCUCUGACGGCAUUGCUCAAGUCGUUCUUGCCGAUAAUUCUGUCGGAGCCUUCAGUGACCAGAAAUUCCCGCUUGGAUGCAAGCUUUGUCAACUUGACGAGGUCGACGGCCGCCUGAUUCUUUCCAUUCAUCAUGCGCUGUACGAUGGCCACUCGCUUCAGCUGAUUAUCAAACACUUCCAGCGUCUAUACGAACGGCCCGAAUUACAGCUGGCGCUCCCCGCCAUAUCCCCAGUCAUCGAGGAGAUUUUAUCAAUCGACCUGGAACGGGCGAAAGGAUUUUGGACUGAGCAACUGCAGUCUGCGCAAGCUGCGAGAUUCAACCGCGGCAGAGAGUGCGCUUCUACGGAAAACUCGCUCAUUUCAAAAACUUCCCCCCACGAUCUGCAGACCUACUGUAAGGCCAACAAAUGCACAACCAUUUCAAUCUUCCAGGCCGCUUGGGCUUUGAUCCUCCGUAGGCUUCUUGGACAGGACGCAGUCUUCGGUCUAGUCGUGUCUGGGCGAAAUUUGACUGUGGAUGGCGUGGACGAUGUUGUGUACCCGACGUUCAAUACGUUACCGAUGUUUGUCAACACUGAUGGAGAUCCUACGGAUGUCGUGGAACGAUCUCAAGAGCUCUUUUCGAGGGCGACAGCCCAUGAGCAUACUCCGCAGCGCUUCAUAAAAAAAGCUCUUGGCAUCCCAUCCGAUGCUCCGCUGAUGGAUUCCAUUCUGGUCCUGCAGCACGGAGGACACCAGCACGGAAGCUGGUCAAUGACGAGUCAGGCAGACGAUUCAUCUGGCUUUGCUAUUGCCCUAGAUGUCACCAUCACCACUGACAACGUAAGGAUGCUCUCCAAGACCACGGGGAUCUCACUGGCGGCAAAAGAAGUGCUCGUUGCCGUUGACGAGGUCCUCUGCCAGUUGCUUGCAGAUACACGCAUCCAGGUCAAUUUGCAAAGACUAGACUCAACCAGCAUUGCCGUUGCGCCGGAAAGCGAGGCACUGCAGAGAACGUUGGGCUCCAAUACCCUUACUGGAUUUGCCCAAACUAUUCUGUCUGAUGUUGCAGACCUUCUCGAUGUUGCGGACGGGGAGGUGGGGCUCGAUCAAUCCUUUUUCGCUCUUGGUCUAGAUUCAAUCGAUAUGGUCAAGCUCUCUGCUCGCCUGAAGCAUCAUCAGCUGAACGCAUCUGUUGGAACUCUGAUGGCCAAUGCCUCCGUUUCAAAGCUUGCCGCUUUUGUAAGCAGGUCGCAAGAAGAAUUUAUUGGGAAUGCUCCCACGGAUUGGAGAAUCAUGUUUAGAGACCUUGAUGACUCUGACGUGGAAGCUAUCCUGCCAAUCUCGCCGAUCCAGCAGGGAAUGCUGACAGAGGACAUUGCACAAGGAAGUCUGCAGUAUUUGAAUCACUCGCUAUUCAAACUGGCAUCCAAUAUUGAUGUCGACAGGCUCGUUCAAGCUUGGGAACAAGUGAUACAUUCAAAUCCAAUUCUGCGGACGACGUUUCAUCCUGUGGCGCACGAGACGCACAGCUUUCGGUUCGUGCAAUGUGUUCAUGCGCCAGAAAAACUGCACAUCGAAAGAUCUCAAAUAGAUGAUGUGGUCAAAGCAUUCGAACAAUACCAACGGAAAGUCAGUUCCAGUGUCGAUACGGCGGUGUCACCUCCUCUUGCAUUCGAAAUCUUUGAUCAAGACAAGCAAAGCUACUUGGCUGUCUCUGUCCAUCACGCGCUCUAUGACGGCAUCUCGCUCGAUAUGACUUACUUAGACGUUCAAGAAGCCUACAGAUCGGGAGCUACUGUCAGUGACAGACCACCAUAUCGAUUACUCAUUGAGCACGUUUUCAGGCAAUCGGUGGCAUCUGCAGACUUCUUCUGGGCCAGUUAUUUGCGUGGCAGUGUGCCACGCUUGGCCAAAAAGGCGCUUGAUCCGACCAAGGCUAGCAAAAUUCGAAAGCGAUCAAAUGUCAAGAACCAGGACCUCAAACGGGUUGCUCGAGAUCUUGGAGUUUCGCUCCAGUCAGUCAUUCAGUCUUGCUUUGCCAAGGCAUUGAUGCAGCGCCAAAACCAGGCAGAUGUUAUUUUUGGAACUAUACAGGCUGGGCGUUCCUUUGCAGCAGAUGCUGAUCGCAUCAAUGGGCCGUGCAUGAAUACUGUCCCCUUGCGUGCCAUGGUCUCGCCAGAGACUACCAUUGGAGACUUGACUUACGACAUGCAUUUGGCAAAUAUUGAGAUGGUACCUUACAUUCAUGCGUCUCUUCGGCGCAUUCAAAAGCUGGCUGGUAAGGGCCCAUUGUUUGACAGCCUCUUGGUUAUUCAGAAUGUACCAGAGAUUCGCACCAGCUUUGACCUAUGGACGCCUGUGAUGGAUGACUCUUCGGUAGAAUUCCCGCUUGCAGUCGAAUGCGAGGUUGGUAAGAAUAUUGAAUGGACGCUAGCAUGCCAUGAAGGCUUUCUUGAAGAUCCCGCGCAACUGCUCGAAGCUUUGGAUGUGCUGCUCGCCGAGACCAUCAAAGAUACAUCCAGUCUUGUCGCAAAACCACAUUGGUUCAAUGCAUCUGAUCGUCAGCAAACCAAAAGUCGAGAAUUGGACCCCCAGGAACAAGAAAUUGCUUUGGCCAUCGCAGAGGUCGCCAAAGUCGCCCUCGGGGAUGUAUCCAGCGACACCUCUAUCUUCAGUCUUGGUCUGGACUCCAUCAGUGCCGUGGAGCUAUCGAAGAAGCUGCGCAAGAAGAACAUUGCAAUCUCUGUGGGUAACAUACUGAGAAAUCCAAGUGUGCGCGAGAUGAAAGGCCUCCAGCAUUUAGAUCAGAAGAAAGUCAAGCGUAAGGCAGAAGGCUUUGUGGUCUUACAAGCUUCGCAGCUGGCGAGCAUUGCGAAGCAACUUGACUGCCAAGGACACAACAUUCAACGCGUUCUUCCAUGCACAGCAACACAAGCUUAUUUUUUCGCCGCCUGGGCAAAGCUUAGUGGUCGGCGAUACAUGUCGAAUUUUGCAUUCAAAGUGCUCGGGAACACGGAUGCGAUAUCUCGCCGGUGGGAGCAGCUUGUACAGCGAUUUGGACUCUUUCGCACCGCGUUCGCUGUCGUCGAUGGCAACUUGUGCCAAGUGGUUCUAUCUCACGAGGUAAGUGUUCAGCCUGUUUUCAGAACUUUCGAUUGUCCAAUGCAGGAGGCAUUGGCACGCUAUUACGCCUCGGAUGAUUUCGUCUCUCCUGAUUUGAAACGAUGUCCUGCAUUGUUCACCUUUAUCGAAGCCAGUGGUUCUACCACACUCCUAUUAGCGCUACAUCACGUGCUUUACGAUGCCUACAGCAUUGCCCUUGUACUUAAAGCCCUUCAAGAGGAUGAUCUCGAUAUCAUUGCCUACGACGAAUUUGCGACCGAAUAUGGCCACCCAGCAGAUGAUUGUCUUGAUUUCUGGAGGACUUACCUUCGCGAAGUGAAGCCUUUCACCUUGACGCCGCAGAACACAUCUUUUGUCGGAUCCGUGCUUGAAUCUAUUGGAGUGCGAUCCCCUCAUUUGAAUCAGCUUGACUACUUUUCUCCGCCCUUUGCGUCUACUCAAUUGCAGAACAAAGCUCAAAGACUGGGCGUCACCUCGCAAAGUUUGAUCACGGCAGCUAUCGCUCAAGCACUUGGCCAACAAGAAAGGAAAAACGAAGUCGUGCUUGGACUGUACGUUGCAGGCCGUAGCUUGGAUAUUGACAACAUCGAUCGUCUUUGCGGCCCAACAGUCAACAUUUUGCCAGUUCGGCUUGAUCUGACAGAUACCAACCUGCCGGCCAAGGUGCACCAAGACUUGAUUCAAAUGAACGGUGCAGCUCAGCAAACUAGUAUCGCCCAGAUACAUCAUGCUAUCGGAUCAAGCAGUCCAGGCGGAUUGAUCGAUGUCGCUGUCAAUGUCUUGCCAAGAGGUUCAGCUGGUCCUGAGAACGGAACCAGCUGUGGGGCUCUUGAGAACUUUGGGCGGUUGCCGGACGAAUGUAUUGCAAGCAUUCGGAAAUGCUACAGUACUGCGUUUGACAAACAUUAUGCUCGAUUUGAGCAGCUAGACUCACACAACAAAAAUUGCGUCAAUCCUGCGGUCGACAUUGAAGUUGAAUAUGCAUCGGAUGGCAAGAGUCUUUGCUUUGGUGUUUUCUGCACAGAAGCGAUGUAUUCCACUUCGCAAGCUAGCGAGCUUAUCGACAAGAUCUGGGCGUUAGCCACAGCGUAGAGAAGUACGCGUUUUGUAAAUAAUGUACCAUCGCAGUUAAUAUAAUGUAAUUCUACAAGUGCU